AUGAUUCAGUAUCAAGGUUCUCUAGAAGACGACCCUGUUACCACCAUAGCCCGUGGUCUCCGCGAGAAACGACUGCGAUUCACCAAAAAGAUACCGAACGAUCACGACAGCAAUAUCUGCUCACCAAGAGACCGCCGCAGUGCCCUUUCCGUAUUCGACGAAGCCAUCGAAAAGAUCUGCGAAGACAACCGCCUGGAAGUAACUACCGAGGCCGACUACAAGAUCAGGGUGAUCUUGGGGAUCACCAAAGCGCAACCUUCUUCUUCUGUGUUCCAGAAUAAGCAACAACUCUCGCCCAUAGACCCCCAGUAUGCAGAGCCUCGCAUCGAAUGGCACGACGAUCCAUACAGCUAUCACUCGACUUGGAGAUUACAGCAUUGGCGCAAAGACGGAUGGCCCGACUCGUUUCCUGAGAGGGCUAUUCAGAAAGAGCGAACUAUGCAAGGGGAGCCGAGGUCUUGGAAAGAUCAAGACUGGGCUGAGCCUGGAGGACUUAGUUGA
Molecule: messenger RNA, 501 nt
Organism: Alternaria novae-zelandiae
Lineage: Eukaryota; Fungi; Ascomycota; Dothideomycetes; Pleosporales; Pleosporaceae
Exons: 2
Coding region: 1-501 (166 amino acids)
Source: RefSeq, a predicted model, not a curated record